AUGUCGAAUCCGCAUGUGGCUUUUUCGUACGCUGCGCUCGCUUUGAUAACUUGGGUAGUUUUUCUUUCCGCCUCAAUCCACAAAAUCGAAGAGGGACAUGUUGGAGUCUAUUACCGCGGUGGUGCUUUGCUGAAAGAAACCAGUCCACCUGGCUUUCAUCUUAUGAUCCCAUUGAUUACCACCUUUAAGGCUGUUCAGACUACGCUUCAAACCGACGAAGUCAAAAAUGUGCCCUGUGGAACAAGUGGCGGUGUUGUAAUCUACUUUGACAGGAUAGAGGUGGUUAAUUUACUUUCGGCGGCAAGCGCCUACGAAAUAGUGAAGAACUAUAGCGCUGAGUAUGACAAAACUCUAAUCUACAAUAAGGUUCAUCAUGAACUAAACCAGUUUUGCAGUAGUCACACCCUUCAGGAGGUGUACAUAGACCUCUUUGACCAGAUUGACGAGAACCUAAAGAAGGCCCUUCAAGAGGACCUUAACGUCAUGGCGCCAGGUCUCUUCAUUCAGGCGGUGCGUGUGACCAAACCCAAGAUCCCAGAGAACAUCCGACGCAACUACGAGUCUAUGGAGGCUGAGAAAACAAAGCUUUUAAUAGCCGAGCAGCGCCAGCGCGUUGUAGAGAAGGAAGCUGAAACAGAACGUCGAAGAGCCGUCAUUGGUGGGUGA
Hydatigera taeniaeformis is the source of this 666-nucleotide messenger RNA. Lineage: Eukaryota; Metazoa; Platyhelminthes; Cestoda; Cyclophyllidea; Taeniidae. The record is from the annotation of a GenBank genome assembly.